UAACUCUAGGAUGUAGUUUAGAUGUCUGCAUUUCCCCCCCUUUAAACCCGUGGACUGGAAUAGAUUCGAUACGAAAGUGGUAUGGACUACAUUGUUCACCUCUCUUGUGCGCAGCUGUGAGGCAUCCCUUCAUCCACUUGUUGCAUGAACCCUGUAUCCUACAACUGUGCUGAGACAAGAACACUCAACGCAAAAGCCACUGCGGCAACAGGUUUGCCCAACUCUUCCGUCGAUUUGGGUAGGCUGAAAGUAUUCGAAAAUCAGUUUAGCCUACUUUAUGGAAAUUAUAUUCGUUUUUUUUUUUUUUUUUUUUAAAUAGGCUUAUAAAAAACAACUAUUAAAGUUUAAUACAUAGGCUAAUAGCCUGGAUAUCGAAUGUCUGACACUGGAGAGAUUCGUCUGAAAUAACUCUACCAGUGUAGUCUUUCAAAUAGGCUUUUGGUAUUUUUAAUAGUUUUUUUUUUUAGAUUAGAGUACGAGAAGCGGUUUUCUGUUCAAGAUGCCCGUGUUGAUGAGUCCGGAUAUUGCCACGAAGUUUAAAGAGAAAUGGAUGCUGCUCCAUCCAGAUGACAGGGAUAACAUCAACGGUGCCGUAAACCUGGACGAUAGCCUGACUAGUUUGCACUGGCUUCAGAAUUUUUCUAUUCUGAGCGCUAACCCCGAGAAAGGUCCCAGCUCUGGCUGUCACCCGUCUCACAUCUACUACAACAAACACCUGCCUCUAUGGGGUACCGACUCUCCCUCCAGUCCUCCCGCCGGAGACACCGCGGCGACAGGGAUGCCGCAAACUCCCGGGACGUCUUGCAGCCACUCGACCAUCACAACCAGUUACUCACAUCCACAAGCGGGACCUUAUUCUCAUAACCAUAUGAUGGCUCACAUGAAUCCGCCGGAGGAGAUCGACUACAAGACGAACCGUCACGUAAAGCCGCCGUACUCCUACGCAACGCUCAUCUGUAUGGCGAUGCAAGCCAGCAAGAAGACCAAGAUUACCCUGUCUGAAAUCUACAGUUGGAUCACGGAGAAUUUCUGCUAUUACAGACACGCAGAACCAAGUUGGCAGAAUUCCAUUCGCCACAACUUGUCCUUGAACAAGUGUUUCAUGAAGGUCCCACGGCAGAAGGACGAACCGGGGAAAGGAGGGUUCUGGCAGAUCGACCCCCAGUACGCCGACAUGUUCGUUAACGGUGUCUUCAAGCGCCGGCGAAUGCCCGCCACCAACUUCACCACCCAGCGGCAGAGCAAGCACCAGCUUUCCUCCUGCGGUCAGUCUGGCCAGGGCAGCCAGCACCUUGGCAUGGCCUUCUACCAGGGGACGGGCAUGGACCAUAAGCGGAAACAAGCGCCACCCAAGCGUGGAGGUAGCAAGCUGGCACGGAUGCCCAAGUCCCCGCUGCUGGCCACUGAAGCCAAGGGGGCGGACAUGCUCCGUGGGGACUUUGACCUGGCCUCGGUGUUCGACGACGUCCUCAGCAGUGGUGGCAGCACGUUUGAGGAUCUGGACAUCAACACGGCGCUGAGCUCCCUGGGCUGUGAGAUGGAGCUGUCCCCUCAGGGGCAGCACGCCGCCGCCACCCGUGGCAAGUGGUACACCAGCGAGGAUGAGCAGGCCUGUGCCUACCUUGAGGCCAGCAGCAUGAUGGGAGACCUCCAGCAUCAGCACCAACAACAACAGCAUCGACAACUCCACCACCAUCAGCAGCAACAGCAUCUACAGUCCCAUCCACUCUACUACGAGGGCAUGACUCUAUUCUCAGAUCAGCACCAGCUGCACCCUUGGGAGGAGAUCAAGGAGGAGCCUCAGCCAGUCCCACUGUCCCUGGACCAGGGCUUUGGGUUCUCUGAGGGCUUCUUUUCAGAGAUGCAGCUGUGGGAGAGGGCGGAGUCAUAUAUGUAGCCCUGAGUAUGUCACAUGACAGGAAGUCAGUUGUCCAACUCAUAUCUCACCAGAUCAGAUAUGCAUUGUCUUUGCUGGUCUGAAGACCUACAGACUUUUGUUUUGCUACAUUAGCAUAAUUAUUCUUCAUAUAUAUAUGUAAUGAAAAAAAAAAUAAUUUUUGAUUCUGUUUUUUUUUACCUUUUCCAUGUUUUUUUGUUAUUUUUACAAAAUCUAUGCCGUAUGUUAGUUUUUGUGAUCUUUUUAUGCUCAUUUAAUAUGCUUAUGAGCAGUAGAUGAUCAGUGUAGUUAAAGUAUGAUAUAUAGCAAUGAAUCAAAUUUCUUUAAUCAAGUUUAAUAUAUAUUCAUUUCAGUUCAUUGUGAAUUGUGACCUGCAAAUUUUUCAAAUCAUACAACCGAACAAAAGGGAAGAAAGUGGCUGGUGUAGACCAACCCUAACCCUUAAAGGAGUACCGUCACACCGGUGUGACGGGAAUGUUGGGAAAUUAACAUUCUAAAGAAUAUCUGGGUUCAUUGAAUUCAACAUAGAAUUUUAGAACCUUCAAUUGUUGCGGAACUUAGAAUGUUCAAAAACCUACACCUUUAAGGGUUAAGGAAGCCACGCACAAGCACUUUGUCACAGAAUUGGGUUGUGAUUGCAGUAUGAAGAGGAAAUCUCCUAUUUAUUUUUCAACUCAAAGAACAUAUUGAUUGAGACGUAAAGAAAUGGAGUGGUCUGUGUUUUUUUAAAUAAUAAUAAUAAUAUCAAGUUUGGAUGAUUUAUGAAAGUCAAUGGCAAAGACUGUUAUGAAAGAUAAAUGGAUUGAACAUAGUUUAAACACAGUGACUCAGUUGUUGAUGUUUUUGUACUUGAACAAAAUUAUCAAGAUCAUAAAAGAUGGUGCAUGUUGAGAACACGUAAUUCACAUCCAAUUUCCAGUUCCAUGCAAUGUUAUUGAUUUCAGUCAUACUGCAGUGCCUUUACAUAAUAACAUUUGGUGCCAGUCAAUGUUUUUUGAUGAUCAGUUAUGGAUAGUAGACUCUCCUGACUGUAAAUUAUUGAUUUUCAGUGCAGUUUUCUCCCUGUUGCUUUGGUAAAAAGUCAGUAUGCAAAAUAUGAGAGAGAUUCAUCAAAUCCUUUUUUCUAACUCUCACUCUAACUAGCCAAACAUGCAACAUACAGAAGGUCAUGGUGUCGAGGUCCUAAAUCCUACAUCUGGUAUGGAAAAUGGUAGUUUGGUCUUAACAUUUUAUAUUAAUAUGCUGAAGAAAAUGACAAAAUGAUUUUUUUGCAACGAAAAUGCUUCUAUACAGUGUCUUUAUCUGUGCAAUAAAUCCUUUGUGAACACAUUGUCACUGUACUUACCUGUUAACCAACAUGAGCAGGGCUUCAGACUCAGUGCAGUUCUGUAAUCAGAGAUCUUUUGCAAGUAAAUAUUAGUGAGCGAGAUAUACUUGCAAUGCUUAUUAAACUGCAUUUACACAGUUAAAUAUAUUAAUGUUUAACCUCAUCCUUAAGACUUUACUGACAUGGCUUAGGCUUCAUAGCUGUUAUCUCAUCAUGUCAUUGAAAAAGUUUUCUGAAGUUGUUUUGUCUGAUUGUCACUCAAUGCAAUGAAUAAAGUGGGUUUAGACACA
This is a messenger RNA of Alosa alosa (allis shad), 3514 nucleotides long. It is a transcript of the gene foxj1b, whose product is annotated as forkhead box J1b. Lineage: Eukaryota; Metazoa; Chordata; Actinopteri; Clupeiformes; Clupeidae. The record is from RefSeq and is a predicted model, not a curated record. Bases 500 to 1897 code for a protein of 465 amino acids. The transcript is spliced from 2 exons. Gene Ontology annotation, biological process: regulation of DNA-templated transcription. Gene Ontology annotation, molecular function: sequence-specific DNA binding; DNA-binding transcription factor activity.